Vitrella brassicaformis is the source of this 2274-nucleotide messenger RNA. Lineage: Eukaryota; Vitrellaceae. The record is from the annotation of a GenBank genome assembly.
CAGCCAUCACACACGCACGCACGCACACACACACCCACACCACACACACGACACACACGUGUUUUCAUGAGCCAGCCCUUCAGUCAGCAUCCUCACACACCAUCCUCACCUCAACCCUCCCGUAGCUAGCUAAUGCACGCACACGCCACACUCAGUCUCACACGCCAUCCAUCCAUUCACACACUAGCCCCCUCCUCCCCUCCCUCUCUCCCCAUAGCUAUCUAUGUUGAUGUGUGAUGUCAUCGGUGGUACUGCCCGCCAGGCGGCAUUUUGGGGUAGCUGGGCAUCGGCCCCACCGGCAUCGGCACGCCCCCCAUGGUCGUCACCACACGCGGCGUCGCCCCGGCCGCCUGUUGGCCGCUAGUGCCGGGCGGCUGCUUGCUCAGCGGCUGGCUCUGCGGCAGCAGGUUGCUCGGGGCAGUCGUCAAACCUUCUCCACCUAUAUCGGUCCUGACGAGCAGAGAAUGGGAGAUCCAACGCAGAGACAGAGAAGAUAUAUGUGUCGGUGGAGUGGGGUGGGUGUUGGGUUUGGUCUCUCACUUCCUCGCCCCUGUGCUUGGUCCUAGGCUGAGCCGACCGCCCCCACCCCCUCCCCCACCCCCUCCCCCUCCCUGCUGCUGGUGCUGGUGGUGGUGGUCGGAUGUAGGCAGCAGGCUGGUUUUGGAGCCCUGCUGCUGCUGCUGCUGCUGGGCGGCCUGGCCUUUCUUCUUCUGCUCCUCCAAUACCCACACCUACACACACAUCACACAUGACAGAUGUAUAUGGAGUGGAGAUGAGAUGGGUGCGUGUUGUGUUGGUGUGAAGUGUGGGGGCGGUUGUGCGUGUGUGGGGGCAUGCAUGGGGUGGAUGGGAUGGAUGGUGUGCCCUGCCUGGCUCUGUAGUCGGUUGAGUGCUGCGGUGGUGAUGCGCUUGUGGUCGAAGAAGUCGGCGGACAGACCCGUCAGCUUCUCGUGCAACACGGCUAUCUCCUCCUGACAUGAGAACACACAAAUAGAAACAUGGAUGCCAUGGCCUCCCUCGUGCGGUGUGGUGUGGUGGGAUGGGAGGUGUGAGCGCGUUUUGCGCGUUUCCUUCAGGACUGACCUGUACGGCGGCUACGUUUUUGUUUCCGUCCAGCUUCUCCUUCUCGAUGCGGCCCGACAACUCAUGUAGACGACCGUCCAGAUCGCCCAGCUGCAUGACCACACACACAGCACAACACAACACAACACACAACAAACACAUCACACCUCCAUCCAUUCCAUUAGUUAGUCAUUCCCCCCGUGUUGUGUGUGGUUGUGCUGUGGUGUGGUGUGGUGUGGUGUGCAGGUAGGUACCUACCUUUUGGAAUAUGCCGUCCUGCAGUGUCUGAGACUGUUUCUUGAUCGCAGCUAUCUCGUUGGUCGUCACGUUGAUCGUGUUCUGCGUCUGCACCAUGCCAUGCCAUGCCAUCCAUCCAUGUCAACCCCCCCAACCACAUCCCCGCGGCCACCUUAGCCCCCACUCCCACCUGGACUAGGUUGCUCUGUAGCUGCUGGUGCGUGUUGGUGUACGCCUUGUCGAGCGCCUUGAGCUCUGAGGCUUUGUAGUGCGCCUGCUGCUGGAGGGUGCUCAGCUCGCUCUCGAACUCGCCAUCCGACGAGGCCUUGGUCUUGACCAGACUGCUGAUCUCCGAAAAGGCGCUACCCAACUUCUCGCGCAGAUCCGUCAGCUGCGACUGCACCCAACACACACACACACACAGAGAGAGAGAGAGAGAGAGAAGGAUGAGGUCGUGCGAAUCAUGGUUUCUCGUCUCUCCUUUUGUGGACGGUGGCUGAUGCCCACAUGCGCACCUACCUGCAUCUGUGUCUGUAUGGAGGUGCUAUGUCGUUUGAACUCGGUGAGGUCCUGGUUGUUGGCCGUGAUGCCGUCGCGGAUGAUGCUCAUCUCGGACAGCAGCUGGCUCAGCGACGCGCUGCUGCUGCUCUUCAUCUCCGUCAACCACUGCGCAAACGACUGGACCGUCAUAUCAACAUCCUGACCACCGCCACCACCAACACCACCAACGCCACCACCAACGCCCACAACACCUGAUGCCGCCGCCGCCUGCUGCUGGUGCUGCUGGUGCUGGUGCUGGUGCUGGUGCUGCUGGUGCAUCUGUGUCGGCUGUGUGUGAGAGGAGGGCGGGAUGGGCGCCUGUGUGUGUGAAGUGGGUGGAGCGGAGGGAUAGCUGUGGCCGGCGGGCGGUCCUGCAGGCUGGAGAGGCACACCAGGGCCGGGAGCGGGACGGCUUGGGCCCAGCUGAGGCGCCUG